Megalopta genalis is the source of this 7103-nucleotide messenger RNA. Its product is annotated as alpha/beta hydrolase domain-containing protein 17B. Lineage: Eukaryota; Metazoa; Arthropoda; Insecta; Hymenoptera; Halictidae. Gene Ontology annotation, biological process: protein depalmitoylation. The record is from RefSeq and is a predicted model, not a curated record. Gene Ontology annotation, molecular function: palmitoyl-(protein) hydrolase activity. Gene Ontology annotation, cellular component: endosome membrane; plasma membrane.
GCAGUAUCCUGGAAGCGAUGCUUGAAUACACGACCAUUUUUCGUUACAUAUCGAAUCAUCCCGUUGUUUUUAAAACUUUCACCAAUAGCGAGCAAUGAGUAAAAGAGCAACGCAGCAUAGUAGCACCACAAUCUUCUAUCCUUGUCUUGUAUCCCAUUUUACCUGAAUAUGUACAAUGAAAGUGCGCAACGUUUAGUGGGUGGGGGCAUUGUGCGAGAAAGAGAGAAAGAAGGAGGGGGAGAAAUUGUCCGUCUUGCGAGCCGUCAUAGCUGAAUCAUCGUGAGAGGUUCUUACAAGAGUGCGAUAAUAAAUGACAUUGUGAUUGAAUUAGUAAGCGGGAGAGGUACAGUGUGUGGGACUACUUUUAAUAUAAAGUUCUGAUCUCGAUGCGGAGACCCGACGAGGAAACGUGAUAAACAGUGUUUUGGCGUGUGCGUGAUUUCCCCGUGAAACGAUGAACGGGUUAAGUUUGAGUGAAUUGUGUUGCUUCUUUUGCUGCCCACCUUGCCCGUCCAGAAUCGCUGCAAAACUAGCGUUUCUACCACCUGAGCCUACGUAUACGUUUAUCGAGGAUGAAGGUUCCAAGUUUGCUAUUUCUCUGUCCGAGAGGGCCGAAUGGCAAUAUACAGAAGUAGCAAAAGAGUCGGUAGAAGGUUUCUAUGCAAGAACGUCACGAGGCAAUCGAAUAGCUUGUGUGUUUGUACGGUGCUCAACUACUGCACGGUUUACCAUUUUAUUUUCUCAUGGCAAUGCUGCCGAUAUUGGACAGAUGUCUAGUUUUUAUUUGGGACUUGGCGUCAGAAUAAAUUGUAACAUAUUCAGCUAUGAUUAUUCGGGGUACGGAAUCUCCAGUGGCAAACCAUCAGAAAAGAACCUCUACGCUGAUAUUGACGCUGCGUGGCAUGCUCUCAGAACACGGUAUGGUAUUAGCCCGGAAAACAUUAUCCUGUAUGGUCAAAGUAUCGGGACUGUACCAACGGUCGAUCUAGCCUCGCGGUACGAGGUUGCUGCAGUUGUUCUGCAUGCACCUCUGAUGUCAGGAAUGCGAGUGGCUUUUCCUAAAACCAAAAGAACGUGGUUCUUUGAUGUCUUCCCCAGUAUAGAUAAAAUACCCAAAGUUACGUCUCCAGUAUUGGUCAUCCAUGGAACUGAAGAUGAAGUGAUAAAUUUCAGUCACGGUGUGGCCAUUUAUGAAAGAUGUCCAAGAACUGUAGAACCAUUAUGGAUUCCGGGUGCAGGCCACAAUAAUGUGGAUUUAUUUGAACAAUAUGUGGAACGAUUGAAGCAAUUGGUGAGUGUAGAAUUGGUGAACUGACGGCGGCUAAGCCUCUCCCAGGGUCAGGGGGGGCAGGGAGGACAUAUGCAUGUGGAUAGUCAGGGGCGCAAUACUCCUAAUAAUUCAAACACAUCCAGUUCCAGUUCAACAAACUCACAGACUGAAAAACUUGUCUUGCAAUCGCCUCCCUCAGGGGAGAAGACACCUGUCCUUCUCUAUGAUGAAGAAUCAUCUUCUGCCUCUUUAGACGAUUUAUACUUCUGUAGCUUACAAAGGAAACUCUCCUCAAUGAGAAAAAAAUAUUCCAAGGAUGAUGUCAUAACUGUAGCAGUAAUUGAAGAGAAACUAAUCAACAAGAUGAAAAAAAUGAAAAGUGAAAAAGAGUAACUAAAGCUGUGCAGGAUAAAAAGUAUAGUAAAACAAUAUUAGUGGUACGCCUUUUUCGAUGGAAUCACAUUGAUUGAGCUGUUAAGAAACAGACAGUGGUGGCAAAGGAAAAUUUAAAAGAUAAGCGUUUUUAAAGCGUACCAUAAUUUUACAAAAAGGGAUUAUAUUUUACAACAGCAAUGAAUUUUUCAUAAAUAUAUACAUGAUAUGGCGCUAUAAAAACAAGGAAAACAUACAUAGGAAUAAGAAAGUAUAUGUUUUAUUUAAAACAUUUAAACAUGUGAAGAAAUUAGUUGGACAAAAGUAAGUUUAAUUACUAGUUUCUGUGAUUAUAUACUCUUAUGUUUAGACAUAUAUUAUUGUUAAUAUUUUAUUUUUUUCUUUACUGUCUACUGUAACAAAAUGUUCCAAAGACUUACGAUUGCAGCAACUGUGACGAUAAUGGUUAACAAACGGUGAACGUUUUUAUGAUUUUUUAGCGAAUAAUUUCUUUCGUUGUAUUAUUUUUUAAUUUCAUUUUUCUUCAAUCUCCUUCUCGCUAUUUUUUUAUAUUUUCUUGUUCAUGAGUCAUCAUCUUAUCGUUUCUUGAUGAAGUUCUCCUUAGUUCGUCAAAUUGAUUUCCAAUUUUAUUUAAAUCUUUUACCAUUUCAAACUACUAGCUAUUUAAUAUUCAUAAAUUUUUUAGUAUUUUUACUCAUUUAUGAAACUAAAGAUUUUAAACAUAUUUUUGUCCACUCUAUGCGUCGUAUAAAAUGGAUUGUUUACAUACCAGAAACAAAACCAGUUUUAUCAACAGAAAAAUAUAAUGAGAAGACAACCCAGGGUAGAUGAGUGUUACCAAAACGAUAUAAAAUAUUUAAGUACGAGUGUUAUUGUUAGUACUGACGUAAAGAUGCCAAUUUAAAACCUCCUUUUGUCCGCCACUGUAUUUCUUCAUUGAAGAAUGAAGAAAUUCAUAUACAUAGUAAGAGUCAAAGAAACAUUGUUGACGAAGCUUUGGAGUAUAUGUUCCAUCAAAGUCAAAAAGAAAAAAAUCAAUUUCAUUAUUUUCCAAUACCUUUAGUAAUAAGAUAAAAGACAUUUUGAAUGUUAGGAACCUUCAUGCUCAGUUUAAAACAGGGAAAAAUCUGCAAUUCAGUUUAAAUACAAUAGGAAAUGUUCUAGAACAGAACAGAUUGGAAAGAUGCGAUACUGUGAGCUGUGUAACGUUGUCCCAACAUGAAGUUACUUGAGUUAUUUGGUUAUUGAAAUAGAGUAACUGCCUUUACAAGAAGUUGAAUGUUAAUCGUCGAGUUGGUCAUUUGGAAGAUCAUUGAAAAUGGUGAAGAAAAACCAUGUACUCAAUACUCCGACAAGAUUGAAGGAAAGCAACUUGUAAGAUCAAGUAUUAAGAUAACUGAACGACACAAAUUCCACGUGUUUGGCAAGUUACCGCUCUACUAUUCUUCCACAUGACUGUCUACAGAAACCACAGAUUUAUACGCACGACACAUAUUUGGGCUGUAACAGUGCUAGUGAGAUUGUGCACAUUAACACGUACGAUACAUUUACAAAAUUUAUUAUAUUUCUAGACUACGAAAUAAUGCAGAGUGAUAAAAAAGAAUUCAAAAUAUCUAGUGUAGAUAAUACUCGCCAAAUGAAUGAAAAUGGUUCAUAUAUGCAUCAUAAGUAGGAAAGUUAAUAUUUUCAAAGCGGUAAACAAGUUCUCGUUUCAGUUAAGACGGAUGGCUUGAUUAUUUCCAAUAUUUUAUCGCAUUAGAAAAACAAUUUCUUUGUUGUCAUAAUCUGUUUUAAACGCGUAUCAUAGUUACAUUUUUAUUAGGCUUCGUUAGAGGAACAAUGAUUAAGCUUGUUUAAUUUCUUCAUUCGUUUGGUAAGUACUACCUAUUCUAACAAUCUUUUUUAUCAUUCUGUAUUUCUGUGCAUACUGAAUAUUCUUACUAUGUGUACACACAUACCAGUGUACGCAGUUGUAUGUUGCAAGCCGUUUCUGCAGCAUAGAACAUAAAUCGUUGCGACGACAAAUACGUCAAGUAUUAUUAUUUUUAUGAAAAGUCUCCUUAAGAUUGAGGCGGACAAAUGGCUUAUACACACUGAAACAUUUUCUGCCAGCGUGAAAUGCAGCGAAAUGCAGUGGGUGUGUAGCAAAAAAAAUUCCUCGCUGAACCUAUACACCUUGUAUUUCUAUGAUGACUUCUACACAUUGCUAUCGAUUAACGAAUAGUCGAACAGUUUCGGAAGAAUCUCCAAUUGUGUUCGUCGUACUAUGACAUUAAUGCAUUUAAACUUGUUUUUCAUACAAAAGAAAAAAAAAGAGGAGAGAGAGAGAGAGAGAGAGAGAGAGGAUUGUAGCUACUAAUAGAUUUGUUAAUGAAUGUGAGAUGUAUGAACUGCAUCGCGUGUUUUCUAUGGCUCAUCUUUAGAGAUUAGGUUCAGCGGUGAUAUAGAUGUUGCGUGAAGUCGCAUGUUUUUAUAAAUGCAUCGCUGUCACUGUGACCAGUGUAUAUGAUAGCUGUACGAGUAACAAAGAAUAAAGAAACAUUUGUUUUUAUAUUGUCCCACAGCAAAGGCCUGUGCAGCGAGCAAUGGAAAUCUUCCAGGUAGUAAAGAAUUUAGGAUAGAGAUAUUAAAGUUAAUGAAUAGCGGUAAGGAAAUUCGUAAGCGUAAGACGUUCUAGCGGACGGUAUGUUUUAUCGAGAGUGAAUUAAAAAAAAAAUGAAAAGUGUCGAGGAUCUUGUAAAACAAUAAUAACAAAUACAAAUAGAUAGGGACAAUAUUACUACCAAACUUGAUUAUAAAUUAGUUUAUUUCUAAUGAGAUGAAUCGUUUGGAGAACCUUAUCUAUAAGUAUGUUUCUUGUUAGUAUUUUUAUAUCUCGAUAAUGUAAAUACAAUGCAAUUAAAUAAUUUUCCUUUUAUUAGUAUAUGUGUAAUGUAUGCGACAAUGUGGAAAAGGCCGCGCGGAGCCAAUGGAAUGAAUCGGCUCUACGUAUACAGGUACAUAUGUAGAGACAUGUACUAUUAAAAAACCAAAAGACGAGUCUCUUACCCGCAAACUAAUCAACGCGAGGAGCAAGCGGAAUCGAUCAGGGAGCAAGAGGAAGCGGUCGCCCGCUUCACCUAAUCACGUCUUCUAUUCAUCGCGUAACUUAGCCAAUAGUAACUCAGAAUUUGGAAAGUGUGAGGGAACAGGUGGAGCGAACAGUUGAUUCCCUUAUCCCUCGUGUUGAUUAGCUUUGUUUGUGUAAACGCUUAUCUUUUGAUUUUUGAAUAGUACGUAUUUCUGCGGGAACGUUUCCUCCUUGGUUUCUGAGUAAAUUAUUGUCAGCAUUUCUAUCCCGUCCUAGUUGUCAUUUAAAAUACAUUGCUACAUAUGUAUAUCUCCAGACUACAAGUAUAAACUGAAAUUAUAUAAAUAUAAUUGUGGCCGUCGUAUGAAUGAAUGGAAAGUGAAUAUAGAAUUAUCAAGUAUUUAAGUAAGGGGUAAUCUAAAGUAAUCGAACUUUUUUUUAAGAUGAAUAGUGAUUUACACGGAAACCAUCAGUGAUGUUAGUACUUCUAAUUGUCAUCGUGUUAUUAUCUUUACUCUCGUGCCACCGACGUGGAUCAUUCUCGUUACUCUAUUCUGUAUACAUAAUCAUCGUUUCAAUUCAACAUAUUAUUAUUUUACGAUAAUAUCGCGCGCAUAAAAUACCAAACCCAUGUUCUUUUUGUAUUCACUUUCUCUUAGUAUUAAUCAUCUUUAGAAUACCGUGCAGUGUACAAUGCUAUGAAAUAUGGUAAUGAGACCGAUACUUUUCUUCCAUUGGCCUUCGCCGUAUUUAAAUCGAUCGACAUCAUCUAUCACAAUUCUUAUAUAUAUUAUACAUACGCAUGUAUUAUAAUAUAAUAUAUAUUAUACAUAUGCAUAAUAAUCUGCAUAAUAUAUAAUAUAUUUAAUAGUCACGUGUAUAAUAAUAUAAAUAUAUUUCGUAACUUGCAAAGGAAGGAAAGAAGUUUAUACCGUUAUUUGACAAAUGUCCAGUUUUAUAAACGGUACACACAUCGAGGAGCAGAUUUAUCGGUAUUUACAAUGAAGACAGUGAAGAGAGUAAUAACGAUGGGGAUCGUUGCUUGUGACAAGAAUCUGUGCGAUUUGUCGUUGGUGAAACUGGUUAGAAAACAAAAAUAAUAAUAAUAAUGAUAAUGAUAAAUAUCUUUUGUACAGCGUAUGUUCGGAAGCAUAGACGUGUCUCCUCUUUCUUCUACUUUCAUUCUCGAUCCGUACGUCGCCGUGCUUUCUCUCUUUCUCUCUCUAUUUCUCUUGCUCAUUUCUUUAACUGUUUUUUACUGUUCUACUCUGUCUCUCAUGCGCGCAAAGCAAUCGACCGGUUCCGAAGAGUACUUUCGUCUUUCAUGAUUGCAUCGUGCCGGUGAAAUGGUACUUGGCGGUCUUCUUGUUUGGGUACCGCGGAUCAUGGUGUGCUGGUAUUCGUAAAAAAAAAGAAAAAAACUGUACAUAAUAGCGUGUAAGUGAAGCAUUAGAGGUAAUAUGUACUCAGUGCUCUGUUCGGUCGUAUCCCAUGUAAUUACUAGGAGAAGAUGGGUCAAAGAGAUGGGAGGGAAGAGACGCAUCAUCCGUUGGUAGAUAUUGCAAUCUUUUGAAUUCGAUUAUUUGAACGUCGCACGCGUGUCUUUCGGGGAACGAAUUAGAAUGGGUUAGUCGUUUGAUAAGUAAGAUCCACGUAGGAUUGAAUUGUAGAAACGAUUAGAAGAAACCGAGGAAAGAGAAGAAAGAUGAGUAUCGUUUGUCCUGAUAUGAAGAAAACUGAAAAAAAACUAUUGUUUAUUUAGCGCGUAAAGAUAUCAAACGGGCGAAUGACACUAUUUCUUACGAAGAUCAUGUAGAAUGCGUAGUUAAAUGCAUAAACAUACGUACAUACAUACAUGCAUACAUCCAUAAACGAAUAACAUAAAUCGCUGGUCGUUCGAUCAAAACUAUUUCAAAGUUUUAUACUUGCAUCGCUCUCGAAUCAAGUGUGCCGGGCGAAUCAUGAAGUAAUUUGCUGAUAUUGCGACGUCGAAACAAUGUAAUAAUUGUUAUGUAAAUUACGCAGGUUCGAACACACCAUUAUCCAAUGUAGCUUGUUUUAACACCGGAUCUCGCAUUAUCGCGUGUCAUUUGCUGACUAAAUCAACUCGUCAGAAACAUAAUCCCCCUUGUUUAAGUAAUCGAUCGACAUGGCACUUCUGUAAUCGUAGAAAUUGUGAUUGAAGUGACGCAAGACGUUCAUCGUCAUCUUUUUCUAAAGAAAAAUCGAAAAUUAAGUAUGUACUCGUGAUAUCCUGUUUUUUAAAUAUUUUUCUUUUUUUUUGUUUUGUUAGUACAUUACACUGCAAAUUGGUAACUGUAAUUAAUGCUAUUGAGAUAACAAUGUUAAUAAAAUCCUAUAGAAAUGACA